Messenger RNA from Cyprinodon variegatus (sheepshead minnow), 2430 nucleotides. RefSeq names its product kelch like family member 21 (gene klhl21). The record is from RefSeq and is a predicted model, not a curated record. Gene Ontology annotation, biological process: protein ubiquitination. The transcript has 5 exons. Gene Ontology annotation, molecular function: protein binding. Lineage: Eukaryota; Metazoa; Chordata; Actinopteri; Cyprinodontiformes; Cyprinodontidae. The coding region runs from base 195 to 2030 and encodes 611 amino acids.
GUUUUACGUCGUCACUUUAGUAACAAGCCUGGAGAAACUGGUAGGAAAACUUUAAUCUGACGUCGUUCUGCUUUGGUUUCAUAGUCUGAUCGGCAGGAACUACAUUUGAUUGAGGAACUUUUUCACAACAUUCUUCUUUUGGGAUGAAAUCUUCAUUCUGAGAUCAACCACCAGUGAGACACGGCGAGGAAGAGAUGGAGAAACCAGUACUCCAGACGCAGCCGUCCAUUUUGCCUUUCUUUGACUCGUCGCAUGCUUUCAACCUUCUGAGAGGAAUCCACGAGCUACGAGCCGAGCGGAAGUUUUUCGAUGUGACUUUGUGCGCUGAGGGCCGCGAGUUCCACUGCCACCGCACGGUGUUGGCUGCCGCCAGCACCUACUUCCGAGCCAUGUUCACCGGGACGUUAAAGGAGAGCGUGAUGGACAGGGUGGUUCUCCACGAGGUGUCUGCUGAGCUUUUAGGCUUACUGGUGGACUUCUGCUACACGGGGCGGGUCACGGUCACUCAGGAGAACGUAGACCUCCUGCUGAAGACGGCCGAUUUGUUUCAGUUCCCCUCGGUUAAAGAGGCCUGCUGUGCUUUUCUGGAGCAGCGUCUGGACGUGUCCAACUGUUUGGAGAUCCAAGACUUCGCUGAGGCCUACGCUUGCAGGGAGCUGGCUGCCAGCGCGCGCCGCUUUGUCCUCAAAAACAUAAUGGAGCUGGCCAAAGGGACAGACUUUGAGCGGUUGCCGUGGAAGCGCCUGCUGGAGUUUGUGUCUGACGACGAGCUUUGCGUGGACAAAGAGGAGACAGUCUAUCAAAUCGCUGUGCGGUGGGUAAAGACCGAUCUGCAGCGACGGCUGCACUAUUGGCCCGAACUCCUCCAGCAGGUCCGCCUCCCGUUCGUCCGAAGGUUCUUCCUUUUGGCCCACGUGGAAAGCGACCCGCUCGUCUACCUGUCGCCCACCUGCCUCCGCAUGGUGAACGAAGCCCGCAGCUUCCAGUCCUGCGAGUACGACCGCCACGACAGGCCGUGCCACCGCAUGCGGCCUCGGCCUUCGACGGGAUUGGCGGAAAUCCUGGUGGUGAUCGGAGGCUGCGACCAGGACUGCGAUGAGCUGGUCACAGUGGACUGUUACAACCCUCAGACGGGGCAGUGGCGCUACCUGGCUGAAUUCCCCGACCAUCUAGGAGGCGGUUACAGCAUAGCUGCCCUCGGAAACGACAUUUAUGUCACAGGUGGUUCUGAUGGCUCCCGCCUCUACGACGGCGUAUGGCGUUACAAGUCCAGCGUAAACGAGUGGACGGAGGUGUCUCCUAUGCUGAAGGCGCGCGAAUACCACAGCUCCUGCGUCCUGAAGGGCCAGCUGUACGUGGUGGCGUCGGACAGCACGGAGCGCUACGAUCAGGCUCUGGACUGCUGGGAGGCCUUGCCCGGGAUGCUGCAUCCCAUGGACAACUGCGCCACGACGGCGUGCAACGGCCGGCUGUACGCCAUCGGCUGCCUGACAAGCGAGGACACCAUGGCCAUCCAGAGCUACGACCCGGACACCAACCGCUGGACGUUGGUCAACUGUGGACAGCUGCCUCCCUGGGCCUUCACUCCAAAAACCGUGACGCUCAAUGGCCUCAUUUACUUUGUAAGGGAUGACUCAGCCGAUGUUGAUGUUUACAAUCCACAAAAGAACGAGUGGGACGAAAUUAGACCCAUGAACCAGGUUCACGUCGGAGGAAGCGCAGCAGUCCUGGGCGGGAAGCUCUUCGUAUCCGGGGGUUACGACGACACCUUCGAGCUGUCGGACGUGGUGGAGGCGUACGAUCCGGCCAUCCGCACCUGGACCGUGGCCGGGCGGCUCCCGCAGAAGACCUUCUGGCACGGCAGCGUCAGCAUCUUCCGCCAGUUCAUGCCUCUGGUGGCCAGCACGUUCGGACCCAUCGACGUGCCCGAGUCCAACGCCAUACACCUCCACCGACACCAGCGUCACCAGGCGCUCCACAACCUCAACAACAACCUGAACCAGAACCAGGACGUGAACCCAGCGCAUUGACGCCGGACAUGCGCGUUCGUUCACUGCGGUGUUUAGUUUACCUCAUUGCAUUGUUGUUUUUGGAAAAAUGCCGUAGACUCUGGAUUAGUUGGCUUUAAAGAGAAUUUUUAACGUAGCUCUGAGAGGAGGAAAGGAACCUUUUCUGGCAGAUGAACUACAGCAGUGAUGCAGUGAAAAAGUUAAAAGCACUUUAACUUUUUUGCUUUCAUAUUGUAUUUUCAUUUUGGUCAAAAUUGUCAUGUAUCAUGUUAGGAUUUAUUUUUUAAAAUGCUGAAAUACUUAGUUUUGCUACGUGUGUUUAUUUAUAUAUAUGAUUAGUUCCUCAUUGUUAGAGAUCACUAUGUGCAUCUGUUACAAACAUUUACAGCAUCUUGUUGUCAUUUGAUGCAUCUGGAGCAGU